AUGGAAAAAAUUGUUGGGGCAGAUUUAAUAUCGGUUGAUCAGUGUAUGUGUAGUGCAUGGACAAUACGAGAUACGGUCACUCAUUACAAGGUA
Gongylonema pulchrum is the source of this 93-nucleotide messenger RNA. Lineage: Eukaryota; Metazoa; Nematoda; Chromadorea; Rhabditida; Gongylonematidae. The record is from the annotation of a GenBank genome assembly.